This is a messenger RNA of Nymphalis io (European peacock), 1278 nucleotides long. RefSeq names its product peptidoglycan-recognition protein LB-like. Gene Ontology annotation, biological process: peptidoglycan catabolic process; innate immune response. Lineage: Eukaryota; Metazoa; Arthropoda; Insecta; Lepidoptera; Nymphalidae. Bases 54 to 653 code for a protein of 199 amino acids. The transcript is spliced from 5 exons. Gene Ontology annotation, molecular function: zinc ion binding; peptidoglycan binding; N-acetylmuramoyl-L-alanine amidase activity. The record is from RefSeq and is a predicted model, not a curated record.
GUGUAUUUGCGGACGUUUGCACAUAACUCAACUUAAAGCACGUGUCGGGCAAAAUGACUAUAGUAGCAGUUUUAAUAUGCCUAAGUGUGUCUGUCACGGCAUACAGUCUACCUCAUCCACGUAUCAGUGGCCAAUCCUUACACAAUUUCCCGCUCAUAUCUCGAGAAGAAUGGAACGCAAACCCGGCAUUAGGUGCUACAACAAAUCUUAACACACCGGUGCCAUUCGUGGUUAUACACCAUUCAUACCAGCCCGGAGCUUGCAACAGUACCGACGAGUGCAUGAGGGCUAUGAGAUCGAUGCAGAACUAUCAUCAAUUCAGCAACGGCUGGGUGGAUAUCGGUUACAAUUUUGCGGUUGGUAGCGACGGGCAUGCGUAUGAAGGACGUGGAUGGAAUGCAGUUGGCGCGCAUGCAUUCGGCUACAAUACCAACAGUAUUGGGAUUGUACAGAUCGGUGACUGGAGAUCAACAGUCCCGCCUGCAGUUCAACUCAAAACAACAAAACAGCUGAUCGAAGCUGGCGUACGAAUGGGCAUCAUCAGUCCUGACUACAAGUUGAUCGGCCACCGUCAAGUUAAAAGUACUGAAUGUCCCGGUGACGCGCUGUUUAGCGAGAUCUCGACAUGGGAUCAUUUUGAAUCUAAUGUUUAGGUAACGAUGUACUUAAAACAACUAAUGACGCCUCUAUGACAAUAUUAUAUAUAUAAUUUAUUCUUUUUUAUUUAUUAAACACAAGACAAUUAUGACUAAUAAUAUUUUUAUUUAGUAAAACACCACGGUUGAUAUAUGAAAAUUCAACAUACAAAAACCUCAGUGAUUUUAAAAUUAUAUAACUUUAUAAUUUUUUUGACUCUAAAUUGUUUUUGCAUACCUACCUGAUUAUACAGUAGGUAACUACGUUAUUCAUUGAAACCUUAAACACCUUUGAAAAAAAACACACCUGGUGUUCUUACAAUACCUACCUUUUUUCUAUACUAAUUUAUCAUUCUGAAUAGAAUGUUUAAAUAUUAAUAAAUAUAGUAAUGAUUUAUUUUUCUUGAUAUAUGAUUAUUAAAUAAAAAUCUUAUUAAGUAGGUCUGUAACGUGAGAUUUUUUAAAUUAUUAUUAAAUUAAAAAAAAUGUAAUAUAUUUAUAAAAAUGUGACAAAUAAUAAUUAAUUUGGUAUAGCGGUUGACUACAAUAACAGACUGACUUCUCUCUUUGUCAUCAGUACAUAAACAUUCGUAAGAAAAAAAACAGUAGUUAAGUACCUAAGGUAAUAAAAUUUGCAUCUCAA